This is a messenger RNA of Sorex araneus (European shrew), 1968 nucleotides long. It is a transcript of the gene RAB7B, whose product is annotated as RAB7B, member RAS oncogene family. Gene Ontology annotation, cellular component: lysosome; phagocytic vesicle; late endosome. The transcript is spliced from 5 exons. The record is from RefSeq and is a predicted model, not a curated record. Gene Ontology annotation, biological process: phagosome-lysosome fusion; endosome to lysosome transport. Lineage: Eukaryota; Metazoa; Chordata; Mammalia; Eulipotyphla; Soricidae. Gene Ontology annotation, molecular function: GTP binding; GTPase activity. The coding region runs from base 14 to 616 and encodes 200 amino acids.
CUACAGUCCCUUCAUGAAUCCACGGAAGAAGGUGGACUUGAAGCUCAUCAUCAUCGGAUCCCUGGGGGUGGGGAAGACUUCGCUCCUUCACCAGUACGUGCACAAGACGUUUUCCGAGGAUUACCAGACCACCCUCGGGGCCAGCAUCCUCUCCAAGAUCAUCAUCCUGGAUGACACAACGCUGAAGCUGCAGAUCUGGGACACAGGUGGACAAGAGCGGUUUCGUUCCAUGGUGUCCACGUUCUACAAGGGCUCCGACGGCUGCAUCCUGGCCUUUGACGUCACUGACCUGGAGUCCUUUGAAGCCUUGGAGACCUGGAGAGGAGACGUUCUGGCCAAAACCAUUCCCAUGGAGCAGUCCUACCCCAUGGUGGUGCUGGGCAACAAGGUCGACCUGGCCGAGCGGCAGGUGCCCCGAGAGGUAGCCCAAGGUUGGUGUAAAGAGAAGGAUAUUCCCUACUUUGAAGUCAGUGCCAAGAGUGACCUCAAUGUGGUGCAAGCCUUUGAGAUGCUGGCCGGUCGGGCUCUGUCCAGGUACCGGAGCAUCCUGGACAAUUACCUCACGGACUCCGUCAAGCUCUCCCCCGAAGACCCGACCCAGAGGCGAUGCUGCUAGUCCCGACUCCCUCAGACCCACUGAGCCUGGUCACCCCAGGCCCCAUGAGCACCACCACUGCCCAGGCACGUGGCCAGAUGCCCCAGGACUGUGCCGAGCCCGCCAUCAGAGGACUGGCGAUGGCUUGGCGGGAGACCCAGACUACCACAGCCAGACCCUGGCCCCGGAGAGUCGCCGGCCACUCUCCUCAGAGAACCUCCUGCCCCAGUGGCUCCUGGGCCACUCCGAGGCUGACCUUCAUCACCACCCACCCCUCAGGAGCGGGUGAAGCUCAGCUUCCUUGAGGGCCCGUGGCCAGAGGCGUGGAACUUUGAGGGGCAGCCCUUCCAGACGCUCAGGAGCAGCAUGGGGGUCCCAGAAAGACCCCAGGAGUCUCUUGAGCCCGGACUAUGCUCUGUUCACCUCGCAGCGGGCCUGGGAGCCCCACGGCCCUGCUCACCUCUUGGUCGCUCUCCCAGGCCUCACACUGCUGAGCGAGAAAGGCAAAUGACAUGGACUUUAAGCCAAUAUUCCCAACUAGCAGCAAUUGCUUGAGAGAGGUGAAAUAACGGGAUCAAGAGGUCUGGGAGGGGCUAGGACUGAGGGCUGUUUCGGACUAAGUAGUCCUGGAGGGCUUUCCUGAGGAGGCAGUAUUUGGCCUGAGGUCAAGAGAAUAAGAAAGGGACUGCCAGCUAAGAUCUGAACAAAGAACAUUCCAGAGAGAGGAAGCAGCAAGGGUCAGCGCCUGACUGCAACAAGGACAAGCUUGGAACUCAGAAAGGACACUCACCCCUGGAAGGCUUGCUGUGCCUCUGCCAACUGGCCACGAGAGGGCAGUGGUGCUCCUUCGGGCUCAGGCUCAGUGGCGAGCUGGGGGCCCCUUUCCUUGCAGUGAUGCGCAAAGGCAGCUCUGGGCGUUGUCAGCCCUUUGAAAUUGGUGGGAAGGAGAAUCCCAGGGUCUCCGGCCUUGGAAGAAAUGGGCCCAAACUGCUACGUUGAUGAUUCAGGCAAGAUCCGCUUAGGGAGGCGGGGCGAGCACUCAGCAGGCUGAGCGCAGGCCUCCAUGGGGGGAGGGGGGCUGGGUUUGACCCUGGCGCUGUCUAUGGUCCCCCCAGCACAGGCAGGGAAAAUGUCCAAGCUCAGAGCUGGGAGGAGCCCCUGAAUACAGCCAGGGGUGGCUGACGAUUUUUGAAUUGUAAUAAAAAAUAUUUAAUUUUUUUUAAGGUACACUUUGCUGACCAGGACUAGAAUAAUAAACAGACUCUAAGGUCAGAAUCUCUGACCUGGCAGUGGCCGCAUACACAGAUGCAGCCCAGCCUGGAGGAAGCGAACAGGAUGACCCCUCGGGGCUCCUGGGAGGCUGCUGGGGUCAC